GCGGGCGCAGACCGCAGCAGCCUCCCCCGGGGCGCGGGGGGAGAGAUCGGCGGCUCGGCUCUGCCGCUGCCCGGAGACUGCGGCUUAAAUAGAGGCUGUGUUUUGUCAACAGCUCAUGUUGCUGGCCGGCAGGUUGGUUGGUUCAAGGACUAAACAGCGGGUACCUAAUGUGACAUCCCAGUUCAGCAUUCGGCUCCCCCAUACUGAAGACUAAGGAGCCAAGCCUGUCACAGGUUCCUGCAGCUGGGCUCCUGCCAACAGUGCCAAUAACUGACCACCUUGUUGGAAGAUGACGUUUAUUUCUGCUUGAAGCUGCUGUUCCGAAAACAAACAGUAGAAUAAUGUGGAAGUAUUCAAGCCUCCGCUGCCUUUUAGCACUAGCUAUUUUAUGUUUAAGAAGCUUAAUAAAUAGCCAAGAGAGAGGUUCUCUGGGGCACCCCCAGAAUUUGAAAUGCAUAACACAUAAUUUACACAAAAUGAUCUGUACUUGGGAUCUCUCUUCUAAAGGAAGACAUGGACAAACUGACUUUUGCUACACUACCAAUGACCUCUCCUCUCCAGUGUGUUUUAAAACUAAGGAGAAAAAGGUUGAGAUUCCAGUCCCAGGGAGCUCCACCACAGUGACAAUAACCACAAACAGUUCUUCUGGAACUGCUUUUGCUACCAAAGAAUUUGAAAUUCACAAGAAAGACAUCUCAUUUGCUCCUCUCACUCCACGCAUUUUUAGUUUAACACCUGACUUUUCAACUUCCACAUUAAAUCUGAAGUGGAGUGAUAAUGGAUCAGUCUUCCCAUAUGGAUUGGAUGCCUUAUGGCAGAUUCAGAUACUCCGUAAAGAAGCAAUGGAAAAAGUCACACAGGUAACUUACUAUUCAAAAUUGACUCAUGAAGACAUCAUUCUUUCUUGGAACUGGACAUCAGAUAUGCCUUUGGAGUGUACAUCGCAUUAUGUGAAGAUUCGCUGUUAUAUUAAUGUAACACAGUUUGCUGGCCCCAAGGAUUGGAGUGACUGGAGCCCAGUAGAAGUCGUCCCUGGAAAAGAUAGCGAGCCAAACGGGCGUGGAGUGUUUCCUCAGGACACCGUGGUGGCAGUAGGUUCAGAUGUGACAAUUUGUUGUGUCCAUGAAGAAGGACGGCAGAUACAACGGAUGACUUAUGGACCAGAAAUAUACCCAAUGAUACAUCUGAGCCGUCGGAGCAGUGCAAUCAGGGUGCUAAAUGCCAGUGCUUCAGUUACCAGUGGAACAAAUGCAGUGUGCAUACUGUCCGAAGAUGAUAUGGAGGGAACUGUCUUGUUUGUAGGAUAUGCCCCUGAUAUCCCCCAAAACCUCAGUUGUGAAACAUCCAACUUCCUGAUAAUAAAAUGCACCUGGAAGCCAGGCAGACCCAGUGGACUAUAUGGAAAACGAAGAACAAAGUACAGUUUAUUUGAAAGAAUAUCUGGGAAAAAUGUUUCAUGUGAAGUCAAUGAAAUGAACAGUGAACGUGUCUGUGGCUUCCCAGUAGUGGCUGAUCAAAAAACCUAUGACUUCAUAUUAGGCGUCUCCAAUCCUAUUGGGCAAACAGAGUCAUCGCUUUUGGUUGAUUUAACUGAAAGAGUUCAUCCAAAAACUCCAGAAAAGCUAACUGUUUUUGGGAACAGCUCUACAAGUGUCCGUCUGCAUUGGUUUAUAAAUGGCAGCUUUGCUGAGAUCAGGCUUCUGUGUCAGAUUGAAAUUAGCAGUGGUCACUCUGAGCGAAAACUGCACAAUGUCUCCAUGCCUGGUGGAAAAAUCUCAACUUACACAGCUCAGCUGAACACAUUGCACCCAUAUACCAAAUACCAGUUCAGGGUGCGCUGUUCAGCUGCUGACCACUUCUGGAAGUGGAGUGGGUGGAGCAGGAUAGAGGAGCACACAACUUUGGAAGCCCCUCCUGCGAAAGGACCAGAUAUAUGGAGAGAGAGAAGUCCUUCUGGAAAAAGUCUAAAAAUCUUCUGGAAGCCUUUAUCCCUUUCUGAAGCCAACGGAAAAAUAGUGUCUCAUGAAGUGUCCUGCUACCUGCUAGAGACACCACUGGAGUAUAAAGAAGUCACCGAACCCUCAAACAGUACUGAGAUAAAACUUGGCAAAAAGGACUGUGUAAUUAGCGUUGUAGCCAAAAACCAUGCAGGCUCGUCUCCUCCUUCGAGGAUAACGAGUGUGGAACUUCCAAGCGACGAUGUCAAAACAGAUCGGGCCGUGGCAAUGGGGAAUGGAAUUUAUAUUUCUUGGAAUUCUUACCCCAACAUGACCUGUGGCUACAUAGUAAAAUGGUGUCAUUCAUCUGGGUCUGAACCAUGUAGUGUGGACUGGCAGAAAUUUCCUUCAAAUACAACAGAUGCAGUGAUAAAGUCUGCUCUGUUUAGACCUGGUGUGAGAUACAACUUUUCGCUAUAUGGCUGCAAAUCCAGUGGAUAUCAGUUAUUGAAAAACAUAACUGGGUAUAUGAAAGAGCUGCCUCCAAAACGUGCACCAAAUUUUACUGUAGAAGAAACUUCUUCAGAUUCUAUAUUGGUAAAAUGGGAAGACAUUCCUAUUGAAGAUUGUCAGGGGUUUUUAGAGGGAUAUCGGCUUUCCUUUGCAAAAGGUGAAAAAGAUGCUUUAAAGCCUAGGCUUUCGGAAUCAGGGAAUCCAGAACUUAAAGUUAAGAAUAUCACUGACUUAACAAAGAAGUCUCUGAAAAUACUUGAUCUUCAAGGCAAAACAAGUUACCAACUGGACCUACAAGCCUAUACUGCUGGUGGGUUGAGCCCUCCAAACAGCCUCUAUGUGGUGACGAAGGAGGAUUCUGUAGGAUUAAUCAUUGCAAUUCUCAUCCCUGUGGCCGUGGUUGUGCUGCUUGGAGUGGUGGCCAGCAUCUUCUGCUAUCGAAAGAGGGAAUGGAUUAAAGAAACAUUUUAUCCAGAGAUCCCGAAUCCUGAGAACAGUAAGGCAUUGCAGUUUCAGAAGAACAUCUGUGAGGGGAAUAAGACACUUAAAACACUGGAAAUGAACCCCUGCACCCCCAAUAGUGUUGAAGUGGUGGAAGCACGGUCUGCAGCUCCCAAGAUUGAAGACACAGAGAUGAUGUCCCCGCCAGCAGACACCACUGUGCCUGAAGAUGGCUCUGACUCAGAAACAGAGAACCAUGUAGUUGUGUCCUACUGCCCACCUAUCAUUGAAGAAGAGAUCUCAAAUCCCGCUAUGGAUGAACCUGUGGGGUCAUCUCAGGUGGUUUACAUUGACAUCCAGUCAAUGUAUCAGCCUCAAAUUAAACCAGAAGAGGAGCCAGAAAUAGACUUAGUGACUACAGCAGGCUAUAAGCCACAAAUGCAGCUGCCUAUAAGUGCUCUGAAAAUAGAGAGUCACUCACCUGCAGAGGAAGAAUUGGAUAAAACUGCAGGUUACAGACCUCAAGCAAACACAAAUGCCUGGAACAUGGACACUCCAGACUCUCCUGGAUCAGUUGAAAGCAACAAUGAAAAUGCAUCUUUUGGGAGCCCGUGCUCCAUUAAUUCUCGACAGUUUCUGCUUCCCCCAAAAGAUGAUGAAGACUCUCCCAAACUCAGUAACAUGGGGUGGUCCUUCACACACUUUUUUCAGAACAAACCAAAUGAUUAACAGUGAGUCCUCGUUGCACCUGAACCUGCCUUCUAAAUAAGCUGUUAUUCCUGAUGUUGUAAAGAAAGGAGGAAGAAAAGUGCAAAAGGCAUGAAUUAUUCUUGGAGACAGUCAGCAGAGGUUCUAGUGAGCUGAAUGUCAUGUUUAAGUUAGCAGAAGUGUUAAUGUUCCAUUUUAAUAGAGGCCGAGAGGCCAAAGUUAUAGCAAUUUAGUUAUUACUCUAGUAAAAUAUAUUGGAUAUAAGGGGUAUUGAGUUUAGAGCUCCUGAUAAUCAUAGUCAAAGAACUCUGCCUAUCUUCACAUAGCACUCCAAGAUUAAUAUGGUCUUAUGCAUUUAUAACUUGGAAAGAUUGCUUUGCUUCAUUGUAGUUGUUCUCAACUGUGCAUACUCAAAUGAUGCAGCCCCAGCAGGCUUCCUUACUGAAGGUUUCAUUUACCAGAAACCUCAGCCUAACACAUGGAAAUUAUGUGGUUGGAAACUGUUGAGAUCUUUUACCUAGUUAUAAACUAAGAACACAUGAGAGUGCUAAUUUUUUUUCUUCUCCUAUACAGGAGGAUAUUGUCACUGUUUAACACUUCUGAAGCAAUGUCCAUUCAAAUCUGUUGCUUUCUAACUAGACACUAGUUUCUGUACCUACUGUACAAUGUUUAUUCAAUGUUUGACUCAGGGGUACAAACUUGGAGAAAAAAGUGUAACACUGAUUUAAACCUCAACAAGAACUGCAUAAAGUUUAAAACUUAGAAUGCUCUAUAUUUUUUCUAUCCUUUGGUUAAGGAGUUAAUCUUUCUUAAUGUAUCUCACUAAUGCAUUUUGUAUUUCAUAGCUUCAGCUCCAGAUUUCCUGCUUCAAAGUGGUACAGUACUCCAUUCACGUCCCCAGUGUUCAGCAGUCUUUGCACUAAUUAAUGUAAGCCAUGGGGAAAACUCUGUCUACUAACAUUAGCUGUCCAAGUUGGCAGGUGAAAUUAGAGGUAGUAAUACUAGCAACUUGAGAACAAAUUGCUCUUUGGAUAGUCUUUAUUUUAUUAGCUUUGCCACCUGCUGCCUGGCUGUUCUCCAGUGUCUACCUGACAGGACCUUCUCUACAAAUCCUACCUGGGAGUACAAUGUGGGAUUUCUCUAGUGGCAGGGAGAACCCCAAGGGGGUUUUAGUGCCGCUAAUUCUACCUCUCCUUUACCAGACAUGUGAUGCAAAGAAAGCUUAAACGAUGUACGUUUGUGUGCUUAAAGGAGUGUUCAGAACAAUCAUCUUUGAAAAUGUUUGUUUUCAUAUAUGCAUCUCCAGGCAGUUGUAAUUGUAUCAUUUCACUGUGUAAACUUCAGACUGGCACACAUGAAUUUCAGUGGCUUACAGGAGAAAGUACAUUCUAACUUACCUGUUCCUUACUGUAAAACACAGUGGUGAGAGGUCAAAUGUUAGAGUUUGAUCAGAAAUAUUCUCUGUCAAGUCCUAAACAAAUCAUUUUUUUGUUUAGAUUUCUAUUUCCUUAGAUACUUUGUGGGUUUUUUUGAAUAAAUAAGAUGGCGGAGUACUUUUCUAAACAGAUCCCGAAACAGGUACGGAGACUGAAUUGGCUGAGCUGCUAGUUAUAAAGGCGUGAGAGCAGACCAGGAGAAUGACUAGAUUGGCAGAUGUUUGGUCUCCAAACCCCUUGAUCUGGCUGUCAAAAUAAAACCAAACCUUAGGUUAAACUUUAUCGCAGCAAUGGAUGGUGCAGUUUCAGAUGUUGGUAUGUUUCUGCCAUCUGUGUAGAAUGCAAAUACAGAGGAAUUUCAAAACUUACAAAAAGGCAAAACACUAAAUAGCAUCCAAAUCAUCAGUAACAGCUGCUUCUGUGUCCCUCCUGGAAGAGUGAAAAGUGAAGACAGUAAAAAUAGAUCCGUCUGCAGACCUGACAAAGUGCAAGGUGUGUCUGAAAGAAGAGGAAGUGAAGAUAGGGUUCUGCUUUUGAGGUUGAAUCUCAGAAUUAGCAGAGCCGCGAGUGAAAAGACAUAGGUUUUGAGUGCCUAGAUAGUGCAAAGAGCUGGUGCCCAUCUGUCACCAGGCAUCACCGCAACAGAAAGUUUCAUACCUAAUCUAUUACUGCCUAUUAUUCAGAACACUAAUAUAUAAAAUGAAGCAGUUCUGCCCUUUGUGCUUGAUAGCUGGGAGGUGGCUAUAUCCCAGUAGUAACAACCCUUUCUCACAAUAUCUCUUUUAGAGCAGAUUUGGCUUAAUGUGUUUAUCUCCUAAGAUGAACUUUAGAUUGUGCUGCCAUAUGCUUUUAAUUGAAAGCAGAAGAUGUCAAGGACAGAGCGUAUGGGUAGUGGUUUGCAUUUUUAUGGAGCAGUUUCUCAAUGCAGAGGAGCAAUCACCAUUGAAUGGUGAUCCAAACAAAAAAACCCUUCUGUAGAUCAUGAAGAAAAACUGUGAUUUAAUAUGGCUGUGCAUUGCAAGAAACAUAACCAAACCAAAGUUUGAGAGUACUAGCAAUUUUUAAUUUGGUGGACUGGAAGACAGGGCUGCUGCAGAGGACAUACAGAGGUUGCAGGGAGCAGCCUAACACCCUUCACAGUGAAUCACUUAAACACAACCAUCAUAUACUCAGGUUUUCCUUUGUGCUGCUCUUCCUACUCAGUAAGGGCAACAGCAUUUUGAAUUGCUUCAUUUCUUAGUGAUUAGGUAGGGAAAGGUCCACAAAUACAGGGCCUGCCUUGAUGUUAUCGAAGCACUCUCAUCUAAUUAUCCACCACUUUUUCUUUUCUUAUUUGAAGUUUUGCUAUAUGUUUUAUUCGAAUGGUGUUCUGACUUCCAGGGUGUAGGGCAGAAGAGUCCUGUUAAUUGCAACAGCUUACCAUAUGCCUCAUCUUGUAUCAGUAGCAGAAGAGUGGGGCAAAUGCAGCAGAGACACAGGCUUGUGCAGGGCAUGUAGCAUUGUUAACUGUUGCGUAAUGGUUAUGAACCAGUAAGCAGUUUUCAUUCCAGCACUUGAAAGUGCAGCUGCUUCACCUCUGUGGUUUCUUUGGAGCAUAUUCAGUGCUGCCUUUCAAAUGCUUGUCUUAAAUCUUCAGCAGUAAAUCCAAAUACCAGAAAUGUAGUGAGAGGGUGAGUGCUAAUUUAGUGAGCAUGUGAAGACACCCCUAGGUGCAUGGACCAGUAAGAGUGAGUGACAAGGACUUUUGGGGAAUGGACUUGCUUUUUGAGCCCAAGUGCCAUGUUAAACCAGCGAAGCAUCUUUAGGAAUGUUUUCUUACCAAAUUAACUUUCAAAGCAUGGUGCUCUUUAGCCUCUACAUGCAUUGAUAACAAUUGUAAGACUAAAACUUUGGGCUUCAGAGAGGAUCGGACUCCUUGUACUAGUGCCUUUGGGCUUUCUGGUGAGCUUCUUCAGUCAAGUUGUUUCUGAAAUACGUCUUAGGAAACUUAAAGUACUGAAAUGCGUAACCAACACUUUCUGAAAGAUCUUAUUCCUUUAUUGGGCAUCUAUUUUGGUUUAGUUCUUUCAGCUUUUUGCUUUUUUUCUAGAACAGAAAGUUCAACUUUUUUUAAAGAACAAAACACAACAAAAAAACCCCCAACUUCCAGAAGGGAUAUGACCAGAAAAUAUUGUGUCCAAAACACUGUUACUCUUAACUCAGUGCUUCAAUCCUCCAGUUGGAUCAGUGUUCAGAGAGGUAGGAGGUUACUGCCAAGCAAUUUAUUUCUGAAGCAAAUCAUCAGUGCUGCUGCUUUUUAUUUUUGAGCCAUGCCUGUCAUAUGUGACAAUGUGGGGUUUGUAGUGGGGUUUUGUACUGUUCACUGUACACAUGGAACAUCAGUCACGUUUGAUGUAACAUCGUGCACUCUCCUAUCUGACACAUUCAUUAUUUUUGUUGCUCUGACAUGCGGGGGGAUCUGGGAUCUUGGUUUUGUGUGUUAAAUUUUGGGAUGGUAGAUCUGCGUGUGAUAUACCUCACAGAACUACUAGCUAAUAUAUCAACAAAAUAGUAAGCUAAUAUUACAGGCAGGCUAGCGAAUUACCUCCCCUGCUAUGCAGUGGCUGCAUAGGCAGACCUGGGACCCGAUGACUGACAUUUGCUGUUGUAGCUGUCUUUAUCAUCUUCCAAAGCGAACCAGUGGCCUGUGUUGUCUGUCCCGGCACAAUUGGCAAAUGAGGCAUGUUUCUUCAUCUUUGGUUUUUGUGGGGGACCAGAGCUUUCCUCUGAUUGGCACAUGGCAGCAGCAAGCUCCUGCCAACCUCGAGUUUUAGGCUGCUCUCAAGACGCAUGUUCAAGCUGCCUUUUUUUUUUUUUUUUUUUAAAUAUGUUCAGCUGGGUAAAGCUUAGGGCUGUGGCAUUUCCUGUGAUCUUGUCCUCCAGGACACUCAGUUGAACAUGAAUAGUAGCAAAAGUGAAGGUAAUUGGAUGCAUUGGAAGGAAAAGGUGUUUAGACAUCACUCUGAAAACACAAGGAGAAAUCAUGAGCUCUAUUUUUAGACAGAUACUGCUUUGUAAAUAGAAUAUUUGUAUACUCAGAAGUAGAUAGGAAUAUAGUAAAAGAAUUUGAAAUACAUAGGAAAAAUAAAACAUUUAAAGAAUCAGGUUGCUAACAAGGCUCCAUGAACCAUAAACCUAUCAAGAGCUUCCCAUGUAAAUAGCAUCUUCUCUCUGGCCCCAGACUUUGAUGAAGACUUCAGUACAAAUGGCAUUAAUAUUUUUAACACUAAGUCCUAACCCUUAUGCACAUAUAUGCUUAUAUCAUUAUGUACCUAUGUUCGUAUUGCAGAAGAAGGUAGCUUGCAAUUCCCAAUGCAAUUUUUUCCAAGCCCUGUACUUGAACAUAUGCCUUCUGAGAUGUAGUUUCAUCUAGAGGAAACAGCUGCCAUUUGUGCUCCUCCUGACACACUACAUGGAGUUUGUGCUGCUGUGCAUUAAGCAGUGCCCUGCUUAAUGGUUGAUGCUCAGAGAUGCUGUCUGCAGUUCACAGGAUUUGUUGUUGUUUUUUUUUCUUUGCCUUUUCCUUAGCAAGCCUGGAAACACAGUCGCAGACCCCAGAUGCCAGACACAGAUUCAGAAAAUGUUGGAGUGUUUAAAAACUAAUUUUCUCAUGCUUAGGCCUGUCUUAAAUUUUUAAAUAUCUCCUUAGAAGCUGGAAAACAGUUUCUUCCAUAACAAUUUUCUUCCUCUCCUCUCCCAUUUAUAUAAUUCUGGAUUUCCCCCAGUGUUUCUAAGAUAGCCAGUGUUUGUUUCCUCUUCACAUGUUAUGCAAACAAACCUCAGAUGAUAUUGGCAGGGGUUUCUGUAACUUCACAAGUUGUCCCAGGGUGCAUGACAAUACUUUUUCCCCACAAAAAUGUCUAUUAAUUCCUUCUGCUUUUACAACAAAAAAAGUCUCCAGAGAACUUUUGUAUUUCAGAGGGCAGGGGCUUAGCAUCCACAGGCAGGUGAGCUGGUAUAAUGGCAGAGUGCUGCAGGAGAGGAUGGGGUUAAUACCCUCUCCAGUCUCACCCUCCUUGUGCCAGCCCUGCCCAGGUGACUUUGUGGUGUGGUAGAGCAGAUGGCAUCCUUAUUUUUUAAUGUGAUACCCAACAGAAUCUCUGGGUAGGUUUUUGGAUGGUCCCAAAUCUGCACUUCGGCUGUUGUUACGUGAAAGCAAGCUCCAGUGGAAGUGUAUGCACAACUUCCACAGGAAGGUUCAAUACCUUUGCAACUCAUUUGGUCUCAUGUUGUGCAAAAUGUAGUAAGUAAACUUACCCAGGGACAAAUCAAAAAAUGAAAUGUUCUCAUUUGCAUUAUUUGGGCUGAGAAAAAUUCAAAAAAGAAAUAGCUCAAGCAGGGCAAAGUAAACAGAAACUGAUGAGGUCUCACACUUUUUAGUAGUAAUAAUACAGUAAAAAAAGAAUCCUUGAACAUCACUUUGUCAAUGUUUCCUUAGUGUGAUUCAAGAGUGGCUUAGGAUGAACAACUUUUUAUGCUUCAUAGCAUGUCUGAAAAUUUUGUAAAACAGGGGAUAACAAAAAAAGAUGAUCACUGUAUCAACUCAUGUUUGACAUCCGACCCGAAGGUAACAGUAAUUCGAACUUCGAUCGUGGUGUGGCGAACAAAACAGCAGAGUUGGUGGAGUCAUACAGGUCAUCUGAAAAAAAAAAAAAAAAAAAAAGUUGUACUAUGAUGCUGUAACUUUUAAAAUAUAUACUGUGAACAGGUUUGAUGUUUUUUUAGCUCUUUUUAUACCAUAUUUUUUACAGCGUAAAUAAUUUGUUUAGAGAUGGUUUUAUGUUCUGUUUUUACAAAGACUUUUGUUUAAUACUCGUGAAAAUAUUGUUUGCCAAUUUGAAAUAGUCAUCUAUAGAAAUUAAUUCUGAGAAUAAAUCAAUAAAUGAAGCUGAAAAAUAGUCUUCCUAACACACUAAAUCUAAUCAGUCAUUUAACAUAUUUCUUUUGCUGAAUGAUACUGAAGUUUUCCAGCUUCCAAAUCCACUAUUCAAAGAAUAUUUCUUUCACAAUUUAAGCAAAAUCAUCACAAGGCACUUUAAUGAAGUUGUAGCAUACCAAGCAAAAUACUGAUUCAACAAAAUAUAUCAACAUGACAAUUUAUUAGCUAAGCAGUUAAACCAAUGCAUGCUUGAAAAAGGAAGCGUGGGAUCAUUUUGGGGAAAUAAUAUUCCAGUGUGGCAGAUGGCGUUUAAGACUAACCUAACACUAAGAUACCAACUUUGCAUACAUUUUAAACCUAGUUUGCUUGGCUGUUGUAACUCCUGUUGUAUUGCUUGGAUGUCUAAAAAUACGCAUGUAUUUAACAAUUUUGCCAUAGUAUUGCCAUGGAAUUUAAUAAAUAUAUUUUCUUACACUCUUA
Phalacrocorax carbo (great cormorant) is the source of this 10433-nucleotide messenger RNA. Lineage: Eukaryota; Metazoa; Chordata; Aves; Suliformes; Phalacrocoracidae. The record is from RefSeq and is a predicted model, not a curated record.